Octodon degus (degu) is the source of this 1221-nucleotide messenger RNA. It is a transcript of the gene Jagn1, whose product is annotated as jagunal homolog 1. The record is from RefSeq and is a predicted model, not a curated record. The transcript is spliced from 2 exons. Lineage: Eukaryota; Metazoa; Chordata; Mammalia; Rodentia; Octodontidae. Gene Ontology annotation, cellular component: endoplasmic reticulum membrane. Gene Ontology annotation, biological process: vesicle-mediated transport; endoplasmic reticulum organization; granulocyte colony-stimulating factor signaling pathway. The coding region runs from base 109 to 660 and encodes 183 amino acids.
AGUGCUCUUCGAGAGCGGUACAGUUACGGAGCCGAGAGAGUUCGCGCAGUGACGGUUGGGAACCUGGCUGUGUCGUUGUGAGAGCCUGUCGGAGUCUAGACAGGCACGAUGGCUUCUCGGGCAGGCCCGCGAGCGGCCGGCACCGAUGGCAGCGACUUUCAGCACCGGGAACGCGUCGCCAUGCAUUAUCAGAUGAGUGUGACCCUCAAGUAUGAAAUCAAGAAGCUGAUCUACGUGCAUCUGGUCAUAUGGCUGCUGCUGGUCGCCAAGAUGAUCGUGGGACACCUGAGGCUCUUGUCGCAUGAUCAGGUGGCCAUGCCUUAUCAGUGGGAGUACCCAUAUCUGCUGAGCAUUGUGCCAUCUCUCUUGGGCCUUCUCUCCUUCCCCCGCAACAACAUUAGCUACCUGGUGCUCUCCAUGAUCAGCAUGGGGCUCUUUUCCAUCGCUCCUCUCAUUUAUGGCAGCAUGGAGAUGUUCCCUGCUGCCCAGCAGCUCUACCGCCAUGGCAAGGCCUACCGCUACCUCUUUGGUUUCCCUGCUGUCUUUGUCAUGUACUUAGUGUUGAUACUGGCAGUCCAAGUGCAUGCCUGGCAGUUGUACUACAGCAAGAAACUCCUAGACUCUUGGUUCACCAGCACACAGGAGAAGAAACAGAAAUGAAGCUUCCUCGAUGAACUGCUCUGAGGGGUGAAGCCUGGGCCUCUGUUGAGCAGAGUGAGAAGGCUAGGGGAACUGUUUUAUAAUCUUCUGGUAUUUAAGUAGCUGCCAUGUUGGUACCUACUACAAACUAGGCCGAAGUUCUGGUCUAAAGUUGUGUUGUUAUCUAUUGAAGUAGCAAAAUUAAAUAUAUGGGCUAGAUCUGAUUGGCCAGCAGCUGUGAAACAGACUUCAGCUGGGUGACGUUGAAGCCCUUCUGAAUUUUUCCCUGUAUGAUCCUUAUCCUUGCCUCCUGUUGGUCCUUCUCCCCACUUCCAUCAUCACCCUAAGCCACCAAGACUAAAAAUUUUACUUCCAUUUGUAGGUUAUGGGACAAGAAACAUGGGAAGCUGUUCCCCUUGCAGGAUGUGCUUUCUACUGCAAAAAAUUUAAACAAAUCUCAAUAAAGAUUGCCCUGUCCACUCUGUGCCUUGCAUGUGGGAUUAACGGAGCACUGAAAGGUGUUACUUUAGUGAUGGGGUUUACUUCAGUGAUUUUAGACUAGAGUUGAGUAGAAGCACCUUG